GAUAAUUUGCACUACACGUCGCGCAUGUCUGGAUUCUAGAUUUAGUCCCUGUUUACUUACACAACAAUUCCAUUUCGUCGUGAGAAUUACCAUCUACUAUGCUACAUUCAAUGCUGUUCCUGCUCUCUGCUCUCGUCCCGCUGGCAGACGUUGUCACAGCUCCGUCAAAAGAUGUUCAAGCCCACCUGUCUGAUCGUUCUCUUCGCAAUAUCCCUGCCGUUCCUAUAAAGAACGCCCGUUUAUCCCAGUUGUUUGGUGGAUCAGAUGAAGCUAAUAAAAGAAGUGUGGGCGCCGUCAGACGUAGCCAUUUCAAAGGGCUUGCGCUUCGUCGUGAUCAAUGGGCUGAAGGCCUGUGGCCAAGAGGAGAAGUUCCAUAUGAAAUAGCACCGGAAUACACUUUUCAAGAACGAAGUAAAAUCCAGUUGGCAAUGGACGCAUUUCGCAAACACACAUGCAUAAAAUUUCGACCGCGAACUCCAAGUGAUAUGUAUUACUUAUCAAUCUCGAAUAAUUUUAACCCAGGGAAGUGUUCGAGCCACGUCGGUCGUCAAGGAAUUGCGGGUUCUCGUACACCUGAGGGCAAGUUCAAGACAAAGAUGAAUUUGCACCGUGAUUGCUUCGAUCAAUCUACUUUGCUUCAUGAAUUGAUGCACGCUAUCGGCUUUGAACACGAACAUCAGAGAGAGGAUCGCAAUCCACUUAUUAAUGCAGCGCUUGACCCACACGGGGAUGAUAAGGAUAAUAAGUAUAGUCUCAAUCAUAAGAUCUACUCGAGAACCGAUGCGUACUACAUGGGCAGUUACGACCCAGAGUCUAUCAUGCAUUAUUCUUUUCCUAAUUUCAAAAACUAUGCACGACAGUACUUCUCCAAGUCGGACAUCAAUAAUAUCAACAAGUUGUACAACUGCACAGUGCAGCAUUCUUCUACGACAGAACCUGUAUUUACAGUGCAGCAUUAUUCUACAAAGUCACCACUUAAAGGAGGACAGCGCUUCAUUUAUCACGAGCCUUUCAUUCCCAUAGGCAUUUUUGGUCAUCUCAUUGCUGUGGGUGUACUCGUCGGCUCUGUAUUCGCAUAUCAUAAUAUCUCACUUUGA
Cylicocyclus nassatus is the source of this 1097-nucleotide messenger RNA. Lineage: Eukaryota; Metazoa; Nematoda; Chromadorea; Rhabditida; Strongylidae. The record is from the annotation of a GenBank genome assembly.